This is a messenger RNA of Bubalus bubalis (water buffalo), 6196 nucleotides long. RefSeq names its product lipase maturation factor 1 (gene LMF1). The record is from RefSeq and is a predicted model, not a curated record. NCBI's taxonomy places the organism in Eukaryota, Metazoa, Chordata, Mammalia, Artiodactyla, Bovidae. Gene Ontology annotation, cellular component: endoplasmic reticulum membrane. Bases 16 to 1659 code for a protein of 547 amino acids. Gene Ontology annotation, biological process: protein maturation. The transcript has 11 exons.
GCGGGGCCCCCGCGCAUGCGCUGUGCUGGCCCAGCGAUGGCGGCGCCCGGGGAGUCGCUGAGGAGACGCAAGGCUGGGGCUGGGGACCCGGAGCCCGAGGCUCCGCCGGGGCAGGGGCGCGACUUCAAGGGCCGCCCGGCCCGCCUCCGCGCGGGCACUUUCUGGCUGACCAGGAUCGUGCUCCUGAGGGCCCUCGCUUUCGUUUAUUUUGUGGCAUUCUUGGUGGCCUUCCAUCAGAACAAGCAGCUGAUCGGAGACAGGGGACUUCUGCCCUGCAGGGCGUACCUGCAGAGCGUGCAGCGGCACUUCGGAGGGCGAGUCAGCUGGGAUGCCCUGAGCUAUGCCCCCACCGUCCUCUGGCUGCUGGACUGGUCUCACAUGGAUGCCAACCUGGACGCCCUGGCUCUCCUCGGUCUGGGCAUCUCCUCAUUCAUCCUGGUCUCUGGCUGUGCCAAUAUGGUCCUCAUGGCUGCACUUUGGGUCCUCUACAUGUCCCUGGUCAACGUGGGACAGAUCUGGUACUCCUUUGGGUGGGAGUCCCAGCUCCUGGAGACCGGCUUCCUGGGAAUCUUCCUGUGCCCUCUCUGGACGCUGUCUGCACUGCCCAGGGGCACCCCCACGUCCCGGGUCGUCGUGUGGGGCUUCCGGUGGCUGAUUUUCAGAAUCAUGCUUGGAGCGGGCCUGAUCAAGAUCCGAGGGGACCGGUGCUGGCGGGACCUCACCUGCAUGGACUUCCACUACGAGACACAACCGGUGCCCAACCCCGUGGCCUACUUCCUGCACCGCUCCCCGUGGUGGUUCCACCGCUUCGAGACCCUCAGCAACCACUUCCUGGAGCUGGUGGUGCCCUUCUUCAUCUUCCUCGGACGGCGGAUGUGCAUUGUCCACGGGGCCCUGCAGGUCCUGUUCCAGGUGGUCCUCAUCAUCAGCGGCAACCUGAGCUUCCUGAACUGGCUGACCAUCGUGCCCAGCCUCGCCUGCUUCGAUGACGCCACCCUGGGCGGCCUGUUUCCCUCGGGGCCUGGCCGCCUCAAGGACCAAGUCCUGAAGAUUCAGGAGGAGGAGGCCCGAGGGGCCGGGGCCCCCCGGACACGUGCAGGCAGCGUGGCACGGGGCACGGUCAACCUGGCACUGGGCGUUCUGGUAGCCUGGCUCAGCAUCCCCGUGGUCCUCAACUUGCUGAGCCCCCGGCAGGUCAUGAACAGCUCCUUCAACCCCCUCCGGAUCGUCAACACAUACGGAGCCUUUGGCAGCAUCACCAGGGAGCGCACGGAGGUCAUCCUGCAGGGCACAGCCAGCGCCAACGCCAGUGCGCCCGACACUGCCUGGGAGGACUACGAGUUCAAGUGCAAGCCCGGGGACCUGAGGCGGCGCCCCUGCCUCAUCUCGCCGUACCACCACCGCCUGGACUGGCUCAUGUGGUUCGCGGCUUUCCAGACCUACGAGCACAACGAAUGGAUCAUCCACCUGGCGGGCAAGCUCCUGGCCAACGACGCGCAGGCCCUGUCCCUGCUGGCCCACAACCCCUUUGAGGGCCGGGACCCCCCCAGCCCAGAACCUCCACAGCCUGACGUCAGCGGUGAGUGGACACCUGCCCCCCCAGCCAUCCACGGCGCCUGCUGCAAUGCGGAGGGUCCCCACGAGAACAAGCUGGUCUAGGCCAGGAGGCCAGACUGAGGUGGGCACAAGCGUGAGUCUGUGCAGAGCCCCCCCGCCCGCCUGGGGGCCAGCCGGCCCAGGUGCCAACAGAGAGGCCGUGUUCUGCUCGCAGGCAAACAGGCGCCCUGUGUCUACCACGGGACAGAUGGGGCCUCAGACACGGAGCCUGGAGCCAGCACGUCUGCCCACGAUGGCUGCAUGGAGCUACCGCUGGCCCGCCGUGCCUGGGCCCUUCCCGGGGGGCUGUCCUGGGGACCCUGCCAGUGGGUGGGAGUACCAGGGGUGCCCCUGUGGGGCCCAGGACGGGCAGGGGGCCUGAAGAGACACUGUGUCUUGGCUCCGGGUGGCCCCCUGGCCCCAGAACCACAGGUGGCCUCCUUGCCAGGAGCCGUGGUGGGUGUCCGCCCUGCCAGCCCUGCCCACCACACUCUGGGCUCAGCGCCACCCAGGGAUCAGGCCGGGGAGCCGUCAGGACUCGGCACUCCUGGUAUGGGCUCUUCUCUUGGCUUUGGUCCAGCCAUACUGGUCCCAAGACUCCUGGGACCUCUUAGGACACACACAGACGGUGAUCUCAGACCUGCAGGCUGGGCGGAGCCAUGGGUGGAGCCAUGGACAGGAGUGAUAGCAGGAAGGUGGCCCAGGAACCCAGUGGCAUGCUCUCACCCCAGGGGACAUCCCAGGUGCAGUCAGGGUGGGUGCAUGGCCCACUAACAAAUCAAGGGCCCCAUCAGACCUGCCCAUGCCUCCACAGGCUCGGGUCCCUGAGGGGUCCCUACUGGUCAGAAGCGGCCCCACCCCGACCUUCAGAGCCUGUCCUGAGACCCACACCCUCCUGUCGAGAACAGUCAGAGCCCACCCUCCUGCAAAGCCCUCCCAUGGUCCACCUCACUGAGCCUGAACCUGUGGUCUCCACCCAUCACCUUGCCCCUCCCCUGCGUCCUCUCAUCCUGCUCACCCACCAGCCAUGUGGGGCCACAGGGCCUUUGCACUGGGAGCUCGCGGUGCUCACGACACUCAGGGCCACCUCUCCUGCCUUUGCUCGACCCCAGCUGCUCCUGGUCACACAUGGGUUGGCAGGGGCUCACGCUGGCCCCCCAGUGCUGGAUACACUGUUGACCUGAUGCAAGAGAAAGGCCCAGAGACGUGUGUCUGCUCCAACUGAAGCUGCCUCUGUCCAGUGUCAGGACAGUCAGCUGUUGGUGGGGAGGUCGGGGGGGCAGGGACACAAGGUUGGGGCUUGGCUCACCCCUCCCAGGACAGGCGACUGAGUCCUGGGGGUCCUGGUGGGUGAGGAUCCGCCCUCCUCGACAAGAAGCUCAGCUGCAGGUUGGGAACUGAAUUUCUAUCAGGUACGGGCCACUGCACAGGGUCCUAGGUUCACCUUCUAAAACCAGGAGUCCACUCAAGGCAGGGGCAGAGAUAUUCUCACAACACAGGAAGGGGUGGCCUGCUCGCAAGAGAGGUGAGCAGAGUGUGGCCUGGGCAUUGACCCUCUAGGGGACUGGAAAUUUAAGGUCAGUUCUUCCCACCCGCUCUCUCGAGCUGCCGCCUCAUGGAAACCUCUGCCUGACAGGCUCGCCCUCGAUGAGACCCCCGCCCCGUCUGGGGGCUUCUCCCCUGCAGAGCACUCUGCCCCUGUGGCUGCCUCAGUCUGAAUGGGGGUCUAUGUGGUGAUGGUUGCAACGCCCGGGCCCAGCCCCACACCUCCCCACAACUCUCUAACUCGAGGGCCCUGCACUCGGCCCUCUUGCUCCAAGACAGGACUUGGGCCUCCGGUCACCAAGCAGCAGCUAAGCUCAGGUGACCCACUGAGUCUGGCUGGGGGCUCAGCUGGGGGCCUGUCUCAGGGAGGACCCACUGCCUCCCUCUUGCUUGAGGACAGAGCAAAAGGCUCAACACAGGUCCUAUCCCCCUGAGCAGGGUGUGUGAGAGCCUGCCUCCAUCAAAGGGGCUCUGGGCAUCAUCCCUUUGCCAGAAGGUCUUCUCUCUCGGAGAUGAUAAACGCUGAGGCCACGCCCACCUUCAGUCAGAUCCAGCCCUCCUCUCCCCAGGCUUCCGCGUCCUCACAGGGAUGGCCCGACGUUCAGCGCUCUUAGGCCGCCGGCUCUGGAGGGACAGGGUCGGUAAACACCGGCCUGUGGCCCCUCAGGGGCAGGACCAUCUCCUGAGGCUGUCAGUUUUUAGAAUGGCCCGUGGAGACGUGGAAGCCUGAGCGGCCCUGAGUGCCUGGCUACCUGUCUCGACUGCCCCGCUGGAGGCCGCCCAGGGGCUGAGGCCUGCUCCCCCCGACAUUCGUCGGGGGCUGUUCUCGGUCCCCUCGCCCCUGUUCUCAGCAGCCACUCCAGCUUCUCAGGUCAGCUGUCCUGCUCUGUCUCACCCGCACGCGUGCUUUUCCUUCCUGCCACCUUUUCCAGGUCUGCCUUCCGUCUUCUCCUCGGGCUGCACGCUUACUGUCUUUCUUCCUGUUCCCCCGAUUUCUAAGCACAGCUGAGGACCCUCACACAGUGGCUGCGCUUGCAGGGCUUCGUGAAUUAGACCGUGGUCUCCUCUUAACGCAGCAAACGGCAGAGGCAGGGACUGAGGUGCUCACGCGCAGGGACUGGGAGGCAGCCUUUUACCUGAGUUUUAUCAGCCUGUUUGUCACUCCCAGCGCCCCUCGCCCCCACACCGCCAGCACGCUGGGUCAACACCCCUUUCAGAAGUGAACAGACUCUGGUACGAAGGACACUUGAAUUCCAAGAAGGCUACUUGCGUCCCUCUGCGGAGAGGUUCCCUUGCUCAGCAUCAUGACAACCUGUCCCCAAGAUCCACUCCCACCCUAUAUCCUGUGGCCUGAGGACACCAUGGACCUUUGCGCUCAGGGACUCAAUUCCAAAGGUGGAACUCACAUGUCAGAAAACUUAACCUUUAUAGUUCCUAAAAUAAUCAACAGAAUUGACGCAACAGUAGCUUUUACUGACGAAAAGAGAAGAUACAAACAACUAAAAUCAAAAAAGCUAAGUGGGACAUUACUAUCUACAUCACAGACAUAAAAAGGACCACAAGAAAACAGUGUGAACAAAUGUGCCAACAAAUCAGGUAACCUAGACGACCCAAAUUCCUAAAGACAUGAAACGCUCAAAGUGACUCAAGAAGAAAAAGGAAAUUGAAGAGAUCUCUUGCACAUAAGAUUGAAUCAGUAAUCAAAACUUCCCAGCAGAGAAAAAGACUGAAGCAGAUGGCUUUGUUACAGAAUACUCCCAAGAAUUCAAAGAAAAGUUAACACAAAUCCCUCCCAAACUCUUUCCCAAAAAAAUCAGAAAAGGAGGGAACACUUCCUAACUCAUCUUAUGAGGGCAGUAUUACCCUGGUAACAAAGACAGACAAAGACACCAGUAUCCUUUAUGAACAGAGAUAAUUCUGUUAUCAGAAUUAUUUAUAACAAAAAUCCUCAACAAAAUACUAGCAAAACAAGUCUAUCAGCAUAUUAAGAGAAUUAUAUGCCAUGACUGAGUGGGAUUUUCCCCAGAAAUGCCAGAGUGGUUCAACAUAAAAUCGAUCAAUGUAAUACACCACAUCAACAGAAUGUGGUGGUGGUGGUUUGGUCACCGUGUCGUGUCCGACUCUUGCAACCCCAUGGACUGUAGCCUGCCAGGCUUCUCUGUCCAUGAGAUUCUCCAGGCAAGAAUACUGGAGUGGAUUGCCAUUUCCUUCUCUAGUAACAGAAUAUAGGUGCAGGGAAAAAAAGUCUUUCAGUUGAUGUAAGAAAGUCAUUUGCUCUCAUGAUAAAACCACUCAGAAAACUAGGAAGAGAAGGGCACUUCCACACAUAACAAACAUUCAUGAAAAACCCCACAGCUAAUGUCAUCCUCAAUGGUGAGAGACUGUAAACUUUACCUCUGUGAUCAACACCAAGACAAGGACACCCAUGUGCACCACUGCUAUUCAACACUGCACUGGAGAUUGAGCCAGAGCAAUUAGUCAAGAAAAAUAAUUAAAAGGCUUUGAAAUUGGAAAGGAAGCAGUGAAACCAUAUUCACAGAUGAUAUAAUCAUAUAUAGAAAAGUCCAGUGAUCCACAAAAAUACUACUGGAGCUAAUAAAUUAAUUCAGCAAAGACUGAGGGUAUGAGAUCAACAUGCAAAAAUCAGAUGUGUUUCUAUACCUGCAAUGAACAAUCUGAAAAAGAAACUAAGGGAACAAUACCACUUACAAUAGCAUCCAAAAGGAUCAAAAACCUAAGAAUAAAUAAAACCAAGGAGGUGAACGACUUCUACACUGAAAGGUGCAAAAAUGAGAAGCAUCUAUGUCCAUGGAUUUGAUGACUUAAUUCUGUUAAGUUGACAGUACUAAUAAAGUAUCUACUAAGUUGAUGCAUCUCUAUCAAAAUUCCAAUGGCCUGUUUUAUAGAAAUAUAAAAGUCAAUCCUCAAGUCCACAUGGAAUUGCAAGGGCCCCAAAUAAUGAAAACAACUUUGAAAAAGAAGAAAGUCGACGGGCUCACACUUCCUGAUUUUAAAACUUAAUACAAAGUAAUCAAAACUGGUAAUAGCACAAAAA